Molecule: messenger RNA, 2728 nt
Organism: Medicago truncatula (barrel medic)
Lineage: Eukaryota; Viridiplantae; Streptophyta; Magnoliopsida; Fabales; Fabaceae
Product: cell division cycle 5-like protein
Exons: 3
Coding region: 227-2050 (607 amino acids)
Biological process (GO): mRNA splicing, via spliceosome
Cellular component (GO): spliceosomal complex; Prp19 complex
Source: RefSeq, a predicted model, not a curated record
AGAUAGUGUUCUUCUAUGCUCCUAUAUAUAGUAUAGAUUAUGAAAAUAGAGACUCUCCACCGUGAAACCAAACCAAAAAGGGCCUUACUCUCUUAUCAGAACCCUAGCUAUCUAUCUCGCGCUCUUGAAUUCUCAUUCACCAAACCGCAGUAAACGAGUCUCCUGCACUGUGGUUUUUCCGGUUCAACCCGUUUCGUGAGAGGAAUACAAAUAAAGUGUUGCCAAAAUGAGCAUUAUGACAAAGAAAGGUGUUUGGAAAAACACCGAGGAUGAAAUCCUGAAAGCUGCUGUUAUGAAAUAUGGUAAAAAUCAGUGGGCUCGUAUCUCGUCCCUACUCGUUUGCAAAUCUGCAAAACAGUGUAAAGCUCGUUGGUAUGAGUGGUUAGAUCCUUCCAUUAAGAAGACUGAGUGGACUCGAGAAGAGGAUGAGAAGCUACUUCAUCUUGCUAAGGUUAUGCCUACUCAGCGGAGAACCAUUAGUGUGGGUCGUACUCCUUCGCAGUGUCUUGAACGGUAUGAGAAACUCCUUGACGCCGCUUGUGUUAAGGACGGUAACUAUGAACCUGGUGAUGACCCUAGGAAAUUGCGUCCAGGGGGGAUUGAUCCGAAUCCUGAAUCAAAGCCUCCGCGACCUGAUCCUGUUGAUAUGGACGAGGAUGAGAAGGAGAUGCUUUCCGAAGCAUGUGCUCGGUUGGCUAACACGAAAGGUAAAAAAGCAAAAAGGAAAGCUAGGGAGAAACAGCUUGAGGAAGCGGGGAGGCUUGCUUCUUUACAGAAAAAGAGAGAAUUGAAGGCUGCUGGGAUUGAUAUAAGGCAGCGGAGGAGGAAAAGGAGAGGGAUUGAUUAUAAUGCAGAAAUUCCGUUUGAGAAGAGGCCUCCUCCGGGUUAUUUUGAUGUUGCUGAUGAGGAUAGGGAGGUGGAGCAGCGUUUCCCUACUACUAUAGAAGAACUUGAGGGGAAAAGAAGGAUUGAUGUUGAGGCUCAGUUGAGAAAGCAAGAUGUUGCAAGGAAUAAAAUCGCAGAGAGGCAAGAUGCCCCGGCGGCUAUUCUGCAUGCCAGGAAGCUGAAUGACCCAGAAACGGUUAGAAAGAGAUCAAAACUGAUGCUUCCACCACCUCAGAUUUCCGAUCAAGAAUUGGAUGAAAUUGCCAAGUUUGGUUAUGCCAGUGACCUUGUGGGCAGCGAUGAACUCACCAAAGGCAGCAGUGCUACUCGUGCUCUUCUCCCUAAUUAUCCACAGACACCCAACCAAGCCAUGACUCCUUUAAGAACUCCUCAGAGAACACCAGCUGGUAAAGGAGAUGCUAUCAUGAUGGAAGCUGAAAAUUUGGCCAGGCUGAGGGAGUCUCAGACAUUACUGUUAGGAGGAGAGAACCCGGAGUUGCAUCCUUCAGAUUUUUCUGGGGUCACUCCUAAGAAAAAGGAAAUUCACAUUCCAAGCCCACUGCUGACUCCCUCUGCAACCCCUGGAAGUGCAGGCCUUACUCCCAGAAGUGGUAUGACGCCGGCAAGGGAUGGUUUUUCUUUUGGCAUGACUCCGAAGGGAACUCCUCUCAGGGAUGAGCUACAUAUCAAUGAAGAUAUGGAGAUGCGUGAUAGUGCUAAACUCGAGCUACGGAGACAAGCUGAUAUGAAAAAAAGUCUGCGCUCUGGUUUAAGCAGCCUUCCACAGCCUAAAAAUGAGUACCAGAUAGUGAUGCAACCAAUACAAGAAGAUGCUGAAGAGCCCGAGGAGAAGAUUGAAGAGGAUAUGUCUGAUAGAAUGGCUAGAGAAAAGGCAGAAGAAGAGGCACGGCAGCAGGCAUUACUUAGAAAACGAUCAAAAGUCCUUCAAAGGGAACUUCCUACGCCUCCUCCAGCAUCUCUGGAGCUUAUUAGGAACUCCUUGAUAAGAGCUGACGGAGACAAAAGUUCAUUUGUACCACCAACCCCUAUUGAGCAAGCCGACGAGAUGAUAAGAAAGGAGCUUCAAGCCUUACUGGAGCAUGACAAUGCUAAGUAUCCGCUUGAGGAGAUAGCAAAUAAGGAGAGAGAGAAAGGAUCCAAAUGAGCAGCAAAUGGGCCUGCUAUCCCUGUCAUAGAAGAUUAUCAGGAGGACGAGAUGAAAUCUGCUGAUCAGUUGAUGAAAGAUGAAACCCAGUAUCUUUGUGAGGCAAUGGGGCAUGGAAAUGAUUCCCUCGAGGAUUUUGUUGAAGCACAUACAACAUGCAUUAAUGAUUUAAUGUACUUUGAUACCCGUAACACAUAUAUCUAUCAAGUGUUGCUGGAAACGCGGAGAAGCUAGCAGCUUUGCAGAAUGAAUUUGAGAAUAUGAGAAGUAAGCUGUAUGAUGGGAAGGAGAAGAUGACUCGACUUGAGAAGAAGGUUACAUUACUCACGCAAGGGUACGAGGCAUGCUACUGCUAACUUGUGUGCAAAAUUCUACAUUUUUGUUUCUUGCCGUGUUUCUUUCAAUUAUUGUUAAUGGCACAUUUUGUAGUUGUCUAGUUCCUUGGAUGCUACUGAGAUUCUAGAGUGUUAAUGUUGUCUAAAUCCCCUUCAAAGUUGGUUUUGUAAUAUAAAAUGCUAUUCACCUAACUUAAAACUGUUGCAAUUGUUGAUUUAUGGAUCUCAACUAAUUAGUAGGGUAGGAGAUCAUGUAGGUCUGUUGGAAUUGCAUUUCAUUAUUGUGGGUGACAUGUAUUUUCUCUGUAAUUUAGAAAUGUAAAGAAAGUAUUGUUUCACUUCA